ACAAGUCAUCCGCCUUGCCGAUUGGCUGGCGCUGACGUCAUGCACUCCUUCCCCAGAUGACCUCACCGCAACCGGCUCUCACCCGCACCGCCCGGAGCCCGGACAGUGACCCGACGGUGAGGCCCGUCGCCCAGUCUAUUCGAGGCACCCAACAGCGGGAGAAAGAAAGGGGGGAGAGUAAGAAGAGCAAAGGUGAAGAAAUGAUGUAACGCAAACGCGUCUAAGAAGCAUCUUUUGUUUUGGAAUUGUAAAACUGGCUGUGCAGUUCCAUCCUUAUGAAAGAGAGCGCAGCAUCGCUACUACAUUGAUCAAGUGCAGCUGACCACUGGAGUGUGAGGUAUUGACUCUUGUAGAGUCGUCGUUCCUUCCACCUGUUAGCCACAUGAUGCCAUAAUAUGCCUAGAUACACCAUGCACUGGACAAGGCCGUAAGAGCCCCACACCUUCACCCCCACAUCGGCAGGUUGGGCAGAGGUGCCAUUAUGGCCACCGAGUCCCCCCGAUGCUGGGUUCUGACUGCUGAAAAACUGGUAGCUUGGAUGGAAGGAGGGAUAGAGAAAGUCCUUUUGAUUGACAGCCGGCCAUUUGUGGAAUAUAACAAUGCUCACAUCCUAGAUGCCAUCAACAUCAACUGCUCUAAACUAAUGAAGAGGCGGCUGCAGCAGGACAAGGUUCAGAUUGCUGAGCUCAUACAGCAUUCGGCCAAGCAGAAGGUGGAGCUGGAAUACCAGACACAGCAAGUGGUUGUGUAUGAUCAGAAUUGUGCAGAUACCACAUCCCUGCCCUCGGAGAGCUUUCUUUCAGUACUUCUUGGGAAAUUAGAAAAACUUUUCUGCAAUGUGCACCUACUCUCAGGUGGUUUUUGUGAAUUCUCUGCUUGUUUUCCUGGGCUUUGUGAAGGGAAAGCAUCUAUGGUCCCCACAUGCAUCUCACAACCAUGUCUCCCUGUGUCUAGUGCUGGUCCAACACGAAUCCUUCCUCAUCUCUACCUGGGCUGCCAACGAGAUGUCCUGAACAAGGAACUGAUGCAGCAGAAUGAGAUUGGGUUUGUGCUGAAUGCUAGCAACACCUGUCCCAAACCGGACUUUAUCUCAGAUUCCCACUUCCUGCGGGUUCCCGUCAAUGACAGCUUCUGCGAGAAGAUCCUCCCUUGGCUGGACAAGUCAGUUGACUUUAUAGAGAAAGCAAAGGCUUCCAAUAGUCGUGUGCUGGUCCACUGUCUUGCAGGGAUCUCCCGCUCUGCUACCAUUGCAAUUGGUUAUAUUAUGAAGAGAAUGGACAUGUCCUUGGAUGAAGCUUAUAGGUUUGUGAAGGAGAAACGACCAACCAUUUCUCCCAACUUCAACUUUCUGGGCCAGCUUCUGGACUUUGAGAAGAAGAUUAAAGCUCAAACAGGUCAUGUAGCUCCUGUCUGCAAGGUAAAGCUACAGCUGGAGGUUGUCAGUGAUAAGAGAGGCUUGAUGGAGAACCUGCAACCACUCAGCACAUUGAACAGCCACUCUACCUCAUUGGAAAAGCAACCACCUAACCCCAGGGCACAACCCACAAGUGCGGAGGAAGCCCCUCUGCUGAAGGGCAUCAACGGGCUUCAUGUGUCACCUGGCGAGAAGCUUGAAGCGAGCAGUAGGAUCAAGCGUUCUUUCUCUCUGGAUAUUAAAUCAGUGCCUUAUUGUGGUUUGGACAACACAGCAUUGUUCUCUUCUACUAAAGAGGACAGUGCAGAGGUCUACAAGGUCCCUACAUCUAUUGAUGGUGGCAGCAAGCUGUGCCAAUUCUCUCCUGUUGAGGAGGUUUCAGAGCAGACUCCUGAGGCUAGUCCUGACCGUGAAGAGGCAGUGAAAGCCCCAGAGAAAAAAAACACUGGAUCUCUUCAGGUAGAGGGUAAACUCAGGCAACAGCAGUACAUGUCAAGGAGCAGUGUCAUGUCUCAGCGGUUACAGGCGCCUCCCCUACACCGCAGUGGAAGCAUGGAAGACAACCGUAAAACUAACUUCUUGUUUGGAUUGUCUAGUAGCCAGCAGCACUUGGCCAAACCUGGAAUUGGUCUUAAGGACUGGCACUCUGACAUACUGAUAACUCAGGCCACUUCACUAACCGGCAGCUGGUACUUCACCUCUGACUCUCCCUCUCAUUUUUACUCUGCAUCUGCCCUAUAUGGGGGUGGAGCCUUUGCAGCAUAUAGCUGUGGGCAGCUACCUACAGAGCCAACUUGCGCAGUGCGCAGGAGACAGAAGCCCAGUGUCCGUGGGGACUCCAGACGCAGCUGGCAUGAGGAAAGCCCCUUUGAGAAGCAAUUCAAGCGGCGAAGCUGCCAAAUGGAAUUUGGGGAGGGGCUGGCGGACAGCAGAUCUAGAGAGGAGCUUGGCAAAGUGGGCAGUCAGUCUAACUUCUCUGGCAGCAUGGAAAUUAUUGAAGUAUCUUGAGACUGGCAUUGGGGAGGGGGGUGUCAAGCCAGCAAGCUGAGCUUCUCUGGUUUAUUAAUUUGAUUGCUUUUCAUUUUCCUUCCCUGUUAAUCUGAAUCAGUGAUUCACAGAAUAAUGUACUGUUGUCUCUUUACAAUGUGUCUCAAUCUGCAGCACAUGGCUGUGGACCUCAUUCAAUUCUCAAUUAUCUCCUUAACAUAGUCUCUAGGAGCAGCCAAGCAUUCUGUUCCAAAGGGUCCCUGGGCCUCCACAAGAUUCUCUAUUAAUUAAUAUAAUCCAAAAGGCAACAAAUUUUGACUAGUUCCAUAACAAACAGGCCAAUUAAUAGUACCUGAGCCAGCUCAGAGAUGUGUGUAAAUGUGUGAUUGAAGAAUGGUUAAUGAAUUGGUAUGUUGAUGAAGUAAUAUCAAUAUUUAUUGAGUUAUGACCAGUUUUCAGAUUUAAUCAGAAGUAUUUUAUCUCUAUGCUUAGACAUAAUGUAUCGUCUGUGCCAAGAAAAGACGCAACACCCGAACUAAUCUAUCACUAUAAAAAUAGUGCAGGCAGAUGGCAUUUAAAUUCAACAUUAUAAAUUUUAUGAGUAGUUCCUUGGUCCAAAAGCAUGCACUUUAACAAAGAUUUUGAUAGACAAAGAGACAUAAUUGUUUCAUUAUUGGAGCAGUUAUUAUUAUUUCACAACUAAUUUUCACCUCCCGAUUUGGUGGCUUCUGAAAAUUAAACAGAAUUUAAAUUAACAUUCUCUAUGUUGCCCCCUCACACGUAUAUAGGCGGAUCAGCCAAUUAGGAGACAUUUCAUUUCCCAGAUAUAUAUAUAUAUACACUUAGUCAAAAACUUUUACAGUGAUUUAACAGAGUACAUUGAUACCAGAUUACCUCAUAUAUAAAGAAACUUGAUAAACUAAACUAAAGCACCUUUAUUCAAAGUUUUGCUGAAGAUUUAGAGAAUUAUUGACCAUCUCAAAGAAGACAUAGCCCUUUUCCCAUAAAUGUAAACAUUCUAGAGUUGAAGAUAUUUAUGCAUUUUUGCAAUGGUUAACACCAAUCAUUUUAUGGGCUGAAUGCAAAAAAGAUAAUAAUUGCAAAAGCAAAAAUAACUUUUCCCUAUAAAAUGGUAUACUUUGUGAACUCUACCUUUGUUAGUAAGUAUAAGUUAGAAUCCAAAGCAAAAAUAUAGUCAGAACAUUUAUGGUUUGAAGUUUUAUACUACAAAGUACUGAUGCACCGAAAUGGAAAUUCUGGACCGAAACCGAAUCCGAAAAUCCAUGAUGCACUCAGCCGAAAACCAAAACCGAAAAUGUAUUUUUUUCCAAAUUAUUUAAAAAAUAUAUAUAUUUUUUUUGCAUAAUUAGACUAUUUUAUGAAUAAAUCUGAAUUGAAAACCUGCAAGCCAAUAAAAUAAAAUAACCACACUUUUUUUAUUGAAAGUAAAACACUAAAAUUGGACAAAAAUAUCUUAAAACAAUAAUAUGCUACACAAUAAUUUUACCAAGAAAAAAAAAAAACAGGCAAAAAACGAUAAUGCCAUUUUCGGCCAAAAUGUUUCUGCGACCAAAUUUCGUUGCAUCCCUACUUAAAAAAAUAUUAAAUAUCAAUAUACUGUAUUAUUCUGUAUUUAGUUCUGUGUAACAGAAUCAGAUUUAGCCGUAUUUUUUUACCAAUUAGCCAAAUAAAGUAUAGUCCUAGAAAACGAUUAUUAUAUGAGAAACAGUAAGUCAAGAAAUUAACUCAAACAGCAGCUCUAGGCUAGCAUCAAAUUUGAAAUAUGCUACACAAUAAUUUUACCGAAAAUAACAGGCAAAACGAAAUAGCCAAAAAUGCCAUUUUCGAGCCAAAACGUUUCUGCGGCCGAAAUUUCGGUGCAUCCCUACUACAAAGCCUUAGAUUCUACUAAAAUACAAAAAAUGUCAUUAAAAUCUUAGGAUGUGUAUUACAUUAUCAAUAAAGCUUGAUUAAUAAAUAAAAAAAUAUAUAAAAUAAAGUCUGCAGUGUAAUCUAGGACAAAGUAGAACUAUGGAGGCAAUUUGGUUAUGUUUUUGCUCAUAUAAUUGUGAAAUGAUACAUUAAUAUAUAAUUAUUUGACAUAGACACCCCUGAUAUCGGUGAUGAAAGCACGGUAACCUUUCUGGUGUAUACUGCACAAUAUCAUUGGCACACCUAUAUAUAUUUCUACAAAGUUAUAUAUUUUCUGAAUUUACAUACCCCAAAUUUUUUUUUUUUUAUUAAAAAUAUAAAAUAACUGAAAUCUAGUUAUGAAUCUAAUAGAUGUCUUCUGUUUGUUAUAUAAAAUUAUAAAAUGUCUACGCUUUUUUUUUUUUUUUUAAACUCAGGUAAUGGGGUUGUAUAAGGCAUUUUUUAUUUAAAUGAUUACUUCAUCACCUCUAAUGAAUUUACCACUCUUUAUAUAGCCCAUAUUUCUGUUAGUCAGGGUGUGUGGGUAUAUAGUUUUGUGCAUAGCUAUAUGUUCUCUUCAGUUGCAGUCAUAAUGUAUAUGCCCUAGACCUGGAUACUGAAGAUACUAAAUGUAUAGGACUCUUACGAAACAUAAAUAGAAUUUACAUUUUAUUUUUAAAUAAAUCCUUAUAAUAAAGCUGCACCCGCCUUGCAUAUAAAGAUUAGUCUUCAACCAGUGUAAUAUUAACUAUUAUAUAAAAUGUUUGACACCAUUAGCUAAUCCGGAUCCAAAAAAGAAUACUUUAUCCAACCUUUAAAAGGUGCCCAUAUCAUUGUGACAUUUUUCACUGUUAGGACUUUAUAAACCUAUAUCUGUUUUACAGAUUGUGGGUAGUCUUCAGCAUAUGCCGGUGAUUGCACACAGCCCUUGCAAUGGUUACAGUGUAACAAGCUGUAAAAGUACAUUUUAUAUAAAAUUCUUACCCCAAGAGCUGACAUUUAGUUAGUGCUGCAGACAUUCACAUAUACAAAUUAAAAAAUCAUCAAUUGAAUGUUGAAACAAUGUUUGCUUCCUAAAUUUACACAUAUUUCUUAUUAUGAAAGAUUAUGUUAUGCAGGAUUAACUGGUUGCUUUAACAAAGGCAGGGGCAAGGUCGGUGCAGUUGUAAGGGAGAAAAGUGAUAAUCUAUAAAUUAAACACCCACACCAGCUGGCCAAAACAUUACUGUCAAUUCAGAUAUCUACAGAUUUUAAGGAAUGCUUAACUAUAAAAUAUAUACUCAUUAAUUAAAAGUAUGUUUAUGCUAUGGCUUACCUCUACCAAAUAAAGUAUAUUUAAGCAUCUGCUAGUGUAUGUGUGUCACCACCAGCUGCACCCAUGUCUGCAACAUAUUUUUUUUUCUUCCAAUUUGAGAUGAUGGACUCGCAGCUAGUGGCAGCAUGUAGAAAUGCAAGUGGGUGCUCAAACAUACUCAACAGAAAAAGGAGUACAAGAAAGAGGAUUAGGGGUAAGUCUUAUCAUUAGCGUGUUUAACAUUGCGUCCCUUUAAGGAUAUCUGGUAAGGAGUGGUCUUGAAACCAUCAGAAGCAGUCGGAAAAUGCCAAAACUUUUGAUGUGAUGGACCUUCAAAUAUGUAGUUUGGGGAUUACUUGCAAGACUGCUCUCUGUGCACUAAUAAAGAAUGGGAUUAGUCCAGGUGAGGCUCAGUCUCCUGCUAUAGUAACUGGAGGUCUGUCUCUUUGUUUUAUCACUUCCUUCCGGUCUCUGUCCCUGAACACCCUCCCUCCCUCUCUCGUGUCAUAAGAUUUCUACAUCUCAACUAUGACCACUUGCAAGAGUGUUAUGCUAUGAAUGAGAUUUCCUAUAGCUUUGCCAGACAAGAGUAUAUCGUGUGAAUCCAUUUACAGUUAAUAUCAAUAAAGGAAACAUUGAAAAUAAUAUAAUAUGUAUCACAAGGUGUGAGAGUGGUCAGUUUUAGGGUGUAUCCCCCCGUUUAGUUGGUGUUUGGGUGUAAGGUAUGUGUAUGUAUUGUAACUUGAAAUUUACAAAUCUGUCCCAAUCAGACUGAAAUUUUUUAUGUUGGCCAAUGUAUUUCUGUUCUCAAAUUGAUCAGGACUUUUGUUUUUGAUUUUCUGUUCAAAGUAUGAUCUUUUACAGUAGAUUAUAUCCACAAUAAAAGCAUUAUUGCUGUGUA
Messenger RNA from Bombina bombina (fire-bellied toad), 6507 nucleotides. It is a transcript of the gene DUSP16, whose product is annotated as dual specificity phosphatase 16. Gene Ontology annotation, cellular component: nucleus; cytoplasm. The coding region runs from base 482 to 2422 and encodes 646 amino acids. Gene Ontology annotation, biological process: negative regulation of MAPK cascade; protein dephosphorylation. The transcript has 7 exons. Lineage: Eukaryota; Metazoa; Chordata; Amphibia; Anura; Bombinatoridae. Gene Ontology annotation, molecular function: protein tyrosine/threonine phosphatase activity; MAP kinase tyrosine/serine/threonine phosphatase activity. The record is from RefSeq and is a predicted model, not a curated record.